AAUCUAGAGUUAACAUCUUUAUCCAGGAGAAUAUUACAAAAAAAGGUACUUUCGAACGGAGUAAAUGUUAAACGUAAAGAGUUAAUUAAAUCUGGCAGAUCUCGAAGUACAGUUUACAAGUAAAAAUAAUAUUUUAAUAAAAAAAAGUUUAAUUUAACGUUAAUAAAAUAAUUUAAAGAUAAUGCCUUCCCAAACAGAAAGACCCAUGGAAGGAAAAGAGGUUAUGAAAGAGGUACUACAAAAUUUCAUGUAUUAUUUACAUAAUCAACAAUAUAAUGCAAAAGAAAAACCUAGGGUGAAAACUACCGAUCAGCCACUGACAAUAAAAUCAUCUACUUUGUCUUCAUCUAGUACCGUUUCGUCUUAUAUGAAUUAUCGAAAACAAGUGGACAACAAUUUGACUGAAAUCACUACCAACAUCAGCCAAAUGAUAAUCGAUACGUUCAAAGGAAUCGACAGUAUUUGUUCUAAAGUUAGGGAAUGUGUCUCCGAUUUCAAUUCUUCAAGAUCAAAGAUUCUUCUUAAAGCCAACAUCGAAAUAGAAAAGAAUAAUGACCAAAACGAUCAUUAUACCGAAGAUGAUGAAGAAGAAAUUAACGAAAGUGUUUUAGAAAGUAUUCACGAAGAAUUGGAAAUUAGCACAAAAGAGCCUAACGAAUCCACGAAUUCAGAACCAGCUACUCCCUCAGAUUCCGGUUCAGCAUAUGUAAUAGAGAGCUUGGCAUUCAUUACCUCAAACGAGACAGUCAAAGAACAAGAACCAGAUAUUUUGAAGACGAACAACUCUCCGAAAGAGGAACCAAAAACUUGCUUGCCGACGUUUAUCACAGUUGUUGGGGAUGGUAAUGUAAAAACAGAUAAAACAUCGAAUCCAAUACCCCAAUCUCCAAAUAGUAAAGUGAGAAGAAAAUCACGAAAGAAUAAAAGAAAGACGCUAAUGGACAACCUAAAAGAAGCUCUACAACUAGACGUCGACAACACAGACCUGAAUUCUUUGCAAACGUUGAUAGAAAACGUAACGCAGGAAAUAGAUAUGCUGUGCAAUCAAUCGGCAGAUAAAUCGAAAAAAGUGGAAAACGGUAUCGAAAAGAAUGCCUCCAAAAAUCAAGAAGAAGACGCGACAUCACCUACGGAAGCAAAAGCAAAAACUCCGUUACAGAUCCCUGAAGUGUACCAUCGACCGGGGGUUACUAACAUUCACAAGAGGCUUCUCAACCAACUGGAGGCCAACGAUAGUUUCGCUGCCUUCCAAAAGUUAAUGCGUAGAACCAAAGACCGUAAAGAUAGUAGUUGUAGAUGUCCCGUUUCUCGCAUUAACCUUCCUAUUUUGUCCACUACUUCUUCACUUUCGUCACAUAAAACCAGAUGCAGUACAAAGAUUCUGAGCAGAAGUUCUAUAAAAAGUAUUGGCAAACGAAUAAAAGAAGACGAGAGUAAUAAAAGAAAACACAAAGUUAGAUAUACCGACAGUCUGUGGUUUAAUGAAAAGAAAACGCACAAAGGAGAACGAGGACAAAAGAAAAGCGGACAUCAUACAAAAGACAGAUAUAAGCUUGGAGCACCUAUGGCUCGUCUUUCAUCGAGGAAUAAACCUACAAGAAAAUCGGCCACGAAUGUUCUUCAAAAAGCUCCGAAGUCACAAACAGCUUGUGGUUGUUCGGUGACUGUUUCAAAUGAAAGACCGGUUAUUAAUCAUAACAGAAUGCAUUUACAUAUCCCAAGAGGGAACAAUCGCCACCGAAAAUUGACACAUGUAGAUAUCUUGGAUGAUCUGACAAAUAGAGAUCUGCUGCCCCUCCGAGCAGAGUACCCGAGAAGAGAUCAUUUAUACGUAAGCGAUGUAGACACUUUUAAAGAUGUCCACGAUUCCUAUUUGUACAAAAUCAUGUACGGAACCAAAGAUAAAAGUGUCAUUCACAGUGUUUGGAACCAACUAUUGCACCCUACCACAGAUUGUGACGAAUGGAACAAGAAUAAGAGUAGGCACGACAAGGAUCACGAAAAACUGGCAAAGAAGAUGAAGGUGUCGAAUGAACAAUGCAGACCUAAGUCGAAUGAACAAUGCAGGCCUAAGUCGAAUGAACAAUGCAGGCCUAAGUCGAAUGAUAAAUCAACUAGUGUAAAAUCCAGGAGGAAAAAAGCAAUCCAGGCUCUAGCUCCGUAUCUCUUCGACCCCCAAUUGGACCGAAGAAAAAUGGCACAACCUCUGAUCGUAAUGCAAGUGCAUGUGUUUUACGACAAAGAUCAGACCAUAACGAUGGAGUAUCCUGGAAAUAUAAACAACUAUAACAGCAAAUUGACACCUGUUCGAAGACCUUCACCGACAGUAACGCUGCCGUUGACACCGAUGAAGGAGAUCCAAGUAAGCAGGGGCAAGUGGACAAGCGCAGGAGGCAAGAGACAACCAGGUAAACCGAAAUCUCCACCAUCAUUUUACAUCCAACCCAUAUUUAACAAAACUGUAGCAACUAGACAUAGUGCACGAACAACUCGCAAAGAAAAAAUUGAAUGGUCGAGGAAGUACGAUAGUCUUCAAAAAAACGAAAACGACACAAAUGAUUCGAAAGCAUUGUUUCCCUCACCCAACAUGAAUUCGAAAUGUAACCAGCAUAUGGACAACAAAUUCAUGAGAAAUCCACUAGAUGCUAACAAAAUGACCAAAAGCCCGUCACAGACAAAGAAUUUUAUUUAUUCGAUUUAUAGGAAUAAUUCGCAAAAUAACAUACAAUACCAAUUAAAAAUGGGCAACACAAGUGAACGAAAUAUAAGCCAGUUGCUAACACCAAGUCCCAAACAACCAAACAAUCUCGAGGGAAGAGAGCCAACAUUUGGGACCCAUUUCAACAUAACAACAAAAAUGAAACGUUUGAAUGCGAAGAAAAAUAUUAAGGUAUCGAGAAGUCCAACAGAAAAACCUAAUUCCCCGAAUGGACCCUCUCCCGUUACCAGACACAAAAACAUGUUAGUGAAUCUCAAAGGCCUCAAACAAAAAAAUGACCAGAUCCAGAAUAACAUCCAAAAAGCCAUCGACGUGGUCGAAUCCAAAAUGGUGGACAUGUUUUCGAAUUCUGGUGUGUUUAGGAACGCAAACGCCUUAGACGACAUGCAGAAAGAGAUUUCUAGUGUGCUGAAUUCGAUGAAAUUCACAGAUGGGAGGAGUUCGAAGUAUAGGAGGGUGGUGCAGUUGAGUCCCGUAAGGGAACAAAGUCCAGAAUCACAGGGAUCUAAAAGGGUGUUCUUUGAUCCUCCAGAAAGAGAAAAACCACCAGGGGAUUCGAUAGAAGAACAACCGUUAGAGAUAUUGAAGACGAAACCAGAUUCCGAUAGAUCAAAACACGAAAAUUUCGUUAAUGAGUUUAAUGCUAUAUCUAGCGAUGUCUUUAAGAAGCUCGAGAAAAUAUUAGAAUCUAAUACACUAAACGAAACAUCUAGGUGUGACAUGGAUAUUAAUAGAAAACGUAAAAAUAGUUCUAAAAGACGUGCAGAUAGUUUACAAUCAGCAUCAGACAACACAUUAUCUUCGGACGAUAAUUAUCACAGACAUCCUAAAAAAUACCGCCCCAAAGAAAAUAUAAAGAUUAACAUGUCCAAAACCGUUUCUUCGCCAGUAAAAAUCCCUUCGAAGGAACGAAAUACACCAGGAGUUUUGAAAAGAACCGAUAAAAACCAAAUUCCCGUUUGUUAUUUCAAUCUUUCUAGUAGUCCACAUUUACUGGAAAAACGAAAAGAAUCUUGUACACAUCUAGCAAGUUCUUCGCAUUUGCUUAAAAGUAAAAGUAGCUGCCUGAAUAUUAAAAGGUUUGAAAGUAAAAGCCAACUUUCAGAAAUAUCUGUAUCCGAAACCAGGGUGAAUGAGCAACAGUCACAAGACAGUUUGGAAGAAAAACUAUCAACUGUUGCAAAAGAUAAAGAACCUGAAGAAGACGAAGAACAUCGAAUUAAUACGAAUCAAAAUAAACCAGCAGAAACCAUUGUUUUAGCUGACAAAUUAUCUGACGUUAAAGAAAACUUGGUUGCUGAAGAAAAAAACAAGGCAAAAGAGGAAGCAACUGAAGAAAAUAUCGUAGAACAAGCAAAAAAGAACGACGUUUAUGAUUAUUUAGAAGAUCAAGUUAAUAAAAUAAUUUGUCGAGUUGAAGAUAUUUAUAGCCAACUAGAUGAAAUGCAAUCUCCGCCUGAGGAAACUACACCAACAGCCAUACCAGUAUUUAGAGACGAAUCUCCAAGAGCCAAAGCAAUUCCAAGUGAAGAUUACCUUACGCCCUUCAUGCAAGCUGUUAAAAACUCCAGAUCCAAAACCAAAACAACAGAGCCACUACCUUCACCGACUUUGGAACGAAGACCUUCAUAUUACAACGUUUUAACUUUUUUAAACACACUGAGUGAUAUUCAAAUUGAUAAGGCUAUUGAGGUACACAAAGCCAUUUUGGUUAAUUACGCCUAUAGCGUCAGCAUAGCCACAACUGUACAUAUUGUAAAUAUUACAUAUUAUGCUUCUUUAAGUUAUAGUACAGUAAAUACUCACUGUAAAGAAGUACUGGAGAAGCCUGGUUGUCUUAAGAAGUCUAAGAAGGAAAUGAGUAAAGUAAAACCAAAAAAAGUAUCGUUUUUGGUGAUGAAUCAAACAAGCAGUUUUCCGGUAACAAAAAUUAAUAUAGUGAACAAUAAAACUGAAGAAGUUCCACAGGAAACACAGUUAAAUCAGGGCGAUCACAUAACAAACUCUGAAAACACCAAACCAGUCGUCGUUUGUGAAAAGUUGCAAACAUCUGAUACCAGCACAGAAUUGAGUACAGUUACAGACUCUAUAACAGAAGAAGAGCUUCAAGUAACACAACUGAGCCCGACUGGAACUAAAUCCACGCAAAUUCAAGAUUUAGAAAAAAGUUCUUCGAGUGAUGCUAUGGUAACUGCCACUGACAAGAUAAGUGAAGACUCUUCUGACUUGUCUUUUAUGUCUGUGGAAGCAAUGCCUGCUAUUAAAGUGUUUUAUAACGAACCUUACGACAUACCAACAGUGUUUUCAAACAACGGACACUUGGAGAAUUGUACGAAAGUGUGUACCCGCACAAGUGCACAAAAUGAAACGAUACAAAAAAUAGUUAUUUUUAGAGAGGUAGGUGAUGUAGGCAAGUUGUUAAAUUCGACGAAUUUGGAAAAGUUGACGAAGAAAUCGUUUAUGCCAAGCAACCAAAUCGUACUUAAAAGAGAAGUUUCUAACGAUGGCAACACUGUUUUAUUAAAAUCGUUCUAUGCCAUCGUUUAUCUGCUCGUCUUUACCGCCUUGAACAUGGAAUAUAAAUGUCAUUGACGAACAUCUGUAUUUUGUUUGAUUAUUGAAAUAAAAUUAGAUCUCAGUGUA
This is a messenger RNA of Diabrotica virgifera virgifera (western corn rootworm), 5362 nucleotides long. RefSeq lists its product as uncharacterized. The record is from RefSeq and is a predicted model, not a curated record. The transcript has 17 exons. Bases 182 to 5311 code for a protein of 1709 amino acids. Lineage: Eukaryota; Metazoa; Arthropoda; Insecta; Coleoptera; Chrysomelidae.